CCCGCGUCAAGCACCCCACGAUGACACUCCGCCCUUUUCCCCGCCGCGCCUUUGCAUGAUCACAACCUCCCCAUCAUGACGUCCAGCAACAAAUUACAUCUGCGCCUACUCAGCAAACUUUCUUUUCCAUCAUGUCGACCAUAGAGCUGCCAUUGACGCGCGAGUCCAUUGUCGCGGCGCACAAGCUCAUCAAACCCCACAUCCACACCACGCCGGUGCUCACCAACACCACGCUCAGCAACCUCGCAUCCAUACCACAGUCACCUGAGGCACUGAAAGGGACGCCAUGGGAGGGCCAAGAGCCUGCGAGGCCGAAGAUUAGGCUGUUCUUCAAGGCAGAGAACUUCCAGAAGAUCGGCGCAUUCAAGGUCCGUGGUGCUUUCCACGCAGUCCUGCGGCUGGUCGAGGAGAAGGGAAUCGAGCAGGUGCGGAGGAAGGGCGUUGUCACACAUAGCUCUGGCAACCACGCGCAAGCCCUCGCCCUCGCCGCCCGCACACUUUCCAUCCCCGCUUACAUCGUCAUGCCCUCGAUAUCCACGCCCAGCAAAAUCGCCGGCACCCGCGCCCAAGGCGCCAUCAUGCACUUCAGCGGCUCGACAGCCGCCGAGCGCGAGGCCGUCGUCGCAGAUGUAAUCAAAGACACAGGCGCGACGCUCAUCCCGCCAUACGACCAUCCACACAUCAUGCUCGGGCAGGGCACCAUGGCACUCGAGUUCUCGGCCGAGGUGGAGGAUCUGCUGGCCGAGAAGCCGGAGCUGAGCGUGCACUACAAGUCAUCUGUGGAGGGUACGAAAGGGCCAUCUGGAGGGAGUUUGGAUGCGCUCAUCGCGCCCUGCGGGGGCGGCGGCAUGCUCUCUGGCAACGCGAUUUACUUCCACUCCAGCGCAACCCGUGUGUUCGGCGCCGAGCCGGAGUUCGAAGGCGCGGAUGAUGCGCGCCGAGGCGUCGACGCAGGCGAGCGCAUCACGUCUGUCAAGACGCUUACCAUCGCGGAUGGUCUGCGGACGCCGCUUGGCCCACAUACAUGGAAAACCAUUAGCGAUAAGGAGUAUGUGGCUGGCCUGUACGCUGUUACGGAGCAGCAGAUCAAGGAUGCACUGAGGCUUGUGCUGGAGCGUAUGAAGUGCUUUGUUGAGCCGAGUGCGGUCGUUGGACUGGCGACUGUGCUAUAUAAUGAGGAAUUUAGGAAGAUGGUCGAGAGGGAAGCUGGUGAGGAGGGUUGGGAUAUUGGGUUGAUCUUCAGUGGUGGAAACACCACGAUUGAGGCUAUCGUUAAGAUGUUCGGCGAUGUCAGCGAGAGCAAGGCACAGAGGGAGAACGGCGUUGUUAGCUUCGAUGGUAGGAAGGUUGCUGAGAAUGUUGCUGGGUGAUAGACUGUAGAUGCUCAGUAAUGGAAAGAACGUGUGUCGAGAGA
Messenger RNA from Didymella exigua CBS 183.55, 1414 nucleotides. RefSeq names its product tryptophan synthase beta subunit-like PLP-dependent enzyme. Gene Ontology annotation, molecular function: threonine racemase activity; magnesium ion binding; D-serine ammonia-lyase activity. The record is from RefSeq and is a predicted model, not a curated record. The coding region runs from base 132 to 1370 and encodes 412 amino acids. The transcript has 2 exons. Gene Ontology annotation, biological process: L-serine metabolic process; pyruvate biosynthetic process; D-serine biosynthetic process. Lineage: Eukaryota; Fungi; Ascomycota; Dothideomycetes; Pleosporales; Didymellaceae.